Neoarius graeffei (lesser salmon catfish) is the source of this 1343-nucleotide messenger RNA. RefSeq names its product zinc finger protein 18-like. Lineage: Eukaryota; Metazoa; Chordata; Actinopteri; Siluriformes; Ariidae. The transcript has 2 exons. The record is from RefSeq and is a predicted model, not a curated record. The coding region runs from base 73 to 960 and encodes 295 amino acids.
UCCACCCACAUCCAGCGAACAUUUACAGUGGUGCCGAAACCCGGGAUCGUGGAGCACCUGUCCUGCAGCCCCAUGGAAUCCUCCCCGUUCGCGGACUUGAUCCACGCCCUCGCCACGGCUCAGCAGAGCCAGCACCAGGCACUCGUCACGCUCCGGAAGGAGCAGGAGCAGCGCUUCGAAGCCCUGGUGCUGGCUCAACAGGAAGACCGAGAGGCGUUCCGGCGCCUCCUCGCGUCGGCGGGGUCCACCAGCGCACCGGCCGCGGGCCCGUCUCCCAUCACCUUGACUAAGAUGGGCCCGCAGGACGACCCCGAGGCAUUCAUCGCGUUGUUCGAACAGGUCGCCGAAGCCUCGGGGUGGCCGAUGGAGCAGCGCGCGGCGCGCCUCCUCCCCCUCCUGACGGGAGAGGCGCAGUUAGCCGCACUACAGCUCCCCGCCGACCACCGGCUGGCCUACGCCGACCUUCGCCGGGCUGUCCUCCAGCGCGUGGGGCGCACGCCGGAGCAGCAGCGCCAGCGCUUCCGCGCGCUGCGAAUGGAGGAAGUCGGCAGCCCAUUCGCGUUCGGCCAGCAGCUCCGGGACGCCUGCUGGCGGUGGCUGAGGGCCGAAGAUCGCGACGCCGAGGGGAUCAUCGACCAGGUGGCGCUGGAACAAUUCAUCGCCCGCCUACCCGCCGGAACCGCGGAGUGGGUCCAGUGCCACCGCCCGGCGUCGCUGGAUCAGGCCGUAGGACUGGCGGAGGAUCAUCUGGCGGCUGUCCCGGCGGCAGGACAACGGCUGUCAUCUUCUUCUCUCUCCUCUUCUCUCUCUCUCUCUCUCUUUCCCCUCCUCCCGUGUCCCGUCCUCGCCCCAUUCCCCCACCACGGAGGCGGGGGCCGGCUCCACCCCAGCCGGCCCGCCGCACCCGUGGUGCCCUCCCGUUUCUCCCUUCUGUGUCUGUCUCUCCCCCCCCUCAGGUGAGUGACCCUCAAACCACAGCUGCAGAGGGGAGGCCCGGGCCGGUUUGCUGGCGCUGCGGGGAACCGGGCCACCUGCAGCAACAGUGUGUCGCGAUGGAGGUGGGGGCGGUGGUGCGGAUCCCCGACGCGCCAGAGGCUGCCCUCGAUCAGGCCGGAGCAUAUCGCAUACCGACGGAUGCGUCGGACAGAGGGCUGGGGGCCGUUUUGUCCCAGCAGGUGGGGGGAGAGGAUCGCCCAGUAUUAUACAUCAGCCGGAAGCUGUCGGUGCGUGAGGGGCGCUACAGCACUAUCGAAAAAGAGUGUCUGGCGAUCAAGUGGGCGGUCCUCGCCCUCCGUUACUACCUGCUGGGGCGCUCUUUCACCCUCUGUUCGGACCACGCGCCC